AUGCGUUCAUAUCCGAAAAAAUUCAACGUAGCUUGCAGAGAAGUGGAUGGCAUUGAUGCAAGCUCGCCGAGGAGAAGUUUGCGAAGCUCCUGGCCGAAAAUGGUGUAUCGGCACGGAAGUGAACCUAAUUUGCUUAUUCGUACGAGCGGAGAGAAACGAUUAAGCGACUUCCUCCUUUGGCAGUGCUCUUCUUGCCACAUAUACUUUGAUGACGUUUUAUGGCCAGAAUUCAGCUUCUGGAAUCUCUGUAAAGCGAUUCUUUCGUACCAGUAUCAUAUCAGCUCUGUGCAGGAAAUCCGGCGUUGCCAAAAGGCGACCGAUCCCUCCGAAGAAGAACUUCUAGCCAUACAACCUUUCCUUGAGUACGUCGAUGCCGCGCAUGAUGAUUUGUUGAAUGAGUUCGCAGCCCAGGAAGUUUAA
This is a messenger RNA of Ostertagia ostertagi, 420 nucleotides long. Lineage: Eukaryota; Metazoa; Nematoda; Chromadorea; Rhabditida; Trichostrongylidae. The record is from the annotation of a GenBank genome assembly.